UUGAAUUGUUGAUAUGAACUUUAAUAAAACAGGUUUCCGUUCAUCGCGGUAGGGAGCUUAAUGCUCAUAAUUUUAUGUUUCAAUGUAAAUUCAGAGUUAUAUUAAAUUUAGUUUAAAUCAAAAUAUGACGCAUUUCGCGGCAGAUAAAGAUGACUUGUAUACUACAAUAUUCGCUGAAUUAAAACAUUUGGGAAUUAAAGUGCCGAAAGUGAAAAAAUUCAAGUCUAACAUUUUAAAACAGGAAAAAAUAGCUCAGCCGUCUAAGAGUAAAAUAUUUGGAGUAAGUUUAGCAGACCAGGAAUGGAUAGCAGAUUGUGAUUAUGUUCUUCCAAAGUUCAUAGUAUCUUCAAUCACUUAUCUAAGGCAGUUUUCAGAUAAAGUAGGACUUUUCCGUAAAGCAGGAUCGAACGUGAGGCAGCGGGAAUUACGAUUGAAGCUUGAGAAAGGGGAAGAUAUAUGUGGAUCUGAACCAAAUGAUGUAGCAUCUCUUUUGAAGCAAUGGUUGCGAGAAUUACCUGAGCCCUUGAUUCCACAGUAUAUGCAUGAUUUAUUUAUCAGAUGUCAACAGUUGGAAAAUGAGGAAAAUAGAAUCACCGCAAAUCUUUUGACAUGUCUAUUGUUACCUCCUAAUCAUCUUCAUACUCUGAAAUAUCUCCUGUGUUUCCUUGCUGAUUUUGCAGCCCAUAGUGAUGAAAAUAUGAUGAGUGCUCAUAAUUUAGCCUUGUGUAUGGCACCAAAUAUUUUUGUUUUAAAUGAUUCUGCUGAUAAGUCUAGUACAAAUCUAGUUCACAUUCAUGUAUCUAUAAUCCAACUGCUGAUUGAAAAUGCCACGAAAAUUGGAAGUAUACCAGAAUUGGUUACAUUUCAACCUACAAUCCAAGAGGGGAGGAGUUGUUCUGAAUUGGACUCAUCUGGAGAUUUUUUGGAUACAGUCUCCUCAAAAAGAAAGAAGCAAAAGAAUGGACAUGUACAAGAUCUUCUUAGUGGUAUCAAGAAAUUGGUGGGUCAAAAUUCUACAACUGCUACAAAUGCGAAGACCCCUGAAAAAUACUGGAAUUCACAUACAACUGCUCCCAGGUCUGCAUCCAAACGUGAAGCUGAUACUGAUGUUGAAUCAUUAUUACCAAUAAAAAAACAACCGAAAUUAGCUGAUCAAGAGAAUAUACUUCAAAAUGUGACACCCAAAGAUAAAGGCAUAAUGAGCUUUGGAACUGUUGGUAGAAGUGGUGGUCACACUCGUAAAAAAUCAUUUGGCUUACUGCGUAAAAAAGAAAGAAAAAGACAAAAGUCCUGUCAUGGAAAUCUUUUGCCAGUGGUGACUUUUAAUGUUAUACCUCCAGAUAAUCAAACCAAAGAAACUAGCAACUGCAAUAAUCUUGUAAAAACUACAGAAGAAAAUGUUCUUCCAACAUCAGACAACAAAACCUGUAAACUGUCCAAGUCUGAAAGCAUUAAAAAAUCUGCUUCUGAAAGUUACCUAACACCCAGAUAUGGAAGAUGCCACAGGCUUUCUUUAUCUUCACCUAAAAGCAGUGAUGCUAAACUCGAAAUUCCUUCAUACUUUUUGCAGUCUCGUAAUACAGAUAAAAAUAUGGAAAACUCUGUACAGCAACUUGAAACUAUUCAAUCAGAUGUUAAGAAAAACGAUGAUGAUUGUAAUACUGUAAUUCCACCGAAAAAUCUUGAAAUUCCAAGUAUUAAUAUUGUUACCAAACCAUUAUGUGAAGAGAAGGAAUCAUUAGGUAAAAUUUCAAAAGACGAUGAAAUUUCUAAAAAUUUAAAGCCUUUGAUUGAAAGUGAAACGCCUCUCCGUCCAAACAUACAAGAGCUAAGGAAUGGUGGACCCUGCAAAAGAGUUUCGCGUAAAGGUUCUAAUGUUCAAAGAGCAAGUUCUCGCGGAAUAUCUACUGGUUUAAGCACAAGAGCAAGUUCUUCUGAUUUAAGAUCAAAAUAUAAAAACAAGUCACCACAAAGGAAAAGUAAAAACUCAAAAACUGAUUUACGUUCUAUAUCAGAUUCCCAAAUUAGGCAAGGCAGUCGCAAAUCUGGUAGGAAAAGUCCUAAUUUUGAUAAGUCUUCGCACAAAGGUGGUUUAUCGAGAAAUGAGGCUUUCAUUGUUAAACCUAAAAGUCAUAGAAAAAAUUCACUGGAGCAUUUAGAAAAUAAACACAAUGAAGUUGCAAGAGUUAGUAAAAAGGCCAAUGCAAAACAAGGUAAAAAUAACAAUAAUCCACUCCAUAAAAGUCAAUCUUUAAAUUCAGAAAAUGGCGACAAAGUUAAAAUAGGUAAGAAUGGAACCAAACGAGCAAGCAGAAAUGGUUCACUCAUAAGAGGAAGACCAAACACUGUUAAUACAGGAUUGCGCUGUGAAUUAAGAGGCAAUGAAUCAAUUAUUGCCACAUCAGAAUCUAACGAGAAAAGAAAAUCUCUGAAAAUGAAUAAGAAAAAUGAAGAUAUUGAAACAAAUGAAUCUAAUAACUCUUCAGAUAUCAAUAAGGAAACUAACAGAGGCAAUGAAUUGAUUAUUCAAGCAUCAGAGUCUCAUGAAAAGAAAAAAUCUAUUAAAAUAAACAAAAAUGUUGUAGAAGCAAAUUUCGAUUCAGUAGAUAUGAAUAAGGAAAAUAAACGAGGCAAUGAACCGGCUCUAAUUAUAUCAGAGUCUCGUGAGAAAAGAAAAUCUGUUAGAUUAAGUAACAAAAUAAAUGAGUCUUGCAUUCCAGAGGAAAUCAAAGACCAGAACAAACCUUUGGACCAGAAAGAUACUUCAUUAAGUACGAAAUUUGAAAACUUCCACUUAUCCUCACCUAUUAAUUCUUCUGAAACCUUAAUUGAUUUUAUUAACAGUAUGUUUUCUCUCGAAGAUAAACCUGCAACUCAAGAAGAGUUUGAAACUCAGAAUCUUUCAUUAAACCUAAAUCGAAUGAGCACUCGACUUUCAAUAGACAAGCAUAGAAGAGCAUCUCUACAGCUGAAAUGUGACAGAAGUUCUUCAGGCUCGGGCAGUAAAAUUCCUCGACUUAGAAGUUCUCUUGAAGCUAAAAGAACAAGUUCUCUUUCCGAGAUGACUCCAGAACCUAAAAGGAAAGUUUCAAAAAGUAGAGGAUCCGACAAUGGCAGUAUAAGUUCAUCAAAAAUACCUACAAAAAAACCAGAUACUUCGUUUGAUAUCUCGUCGCUUCAAAUCAGUCUAAACGAUAGUUGUUUCAAAACUCCUGACAAUAAUUUCCCAGCUUCUAAUUCAAUUAACUGGGUUAGUGGCAGUAAAUACUUGGGAAUAAAUUCACCACAAGAAGAUACUACCAAUAGACGAGAGUCUAUUGCCUUGAUCCUGAAAAAUAAUCCUGGUCACGUACAAGCCAAAGUCAGUAUGUAUGACACAAGAGUUCGGGAAAGUGUUGUUUGUACCAGAAGUGUACCAUCUUUCUCUACACCAUUUGAGCAUUUUGAUAAUAGGAAGGAAUCGAGGUCUGCACAGAAAAGUCACAAAAAAUUGCAUGAUUCGAGGAGCUACGAUUCAGCAGAAAACUUCAAUCGCAAGAAGAAUAAGAUGAGAUCUCCAUUACCACCACCACCAAAAUUCAGUAUAACAGACACCAGCACUCCAUCUGCCUCAGUUCCCUUACCUCUUCAUAAUGAAAUUGCCAAUAAUUGCAAUGAAUCUCAGAAUUCUCUGAAAGAGGUCUCAUUCAAGGAGGAUAAUUGUUUAUUGAAAAAGUCUCCAAGGAAAACCAGACAUUCAGUGAAAAAAUCUGCUAAUUCCAAUCUAGCACUGAACGAGUCUGAAAAUUCUUUUAAUCUUUCUAUCAAAGAUGAAAAUAACUUUUCAAGACGAUCACUAGAAAAUGUUAGCCACCCUUUAAAAGAGGUCACUAACAUCAGCUUCGAGAUGAAAAGUCCUUUGAUUAAAGAUGGAUACAUUUUGCCAGAGAAUGUUCACAGUUCAGGGAAGAGACAAAAUAGGCUUAAGAGGAGUUCUUUUAAUGUCAAGUCGCCACACAAACGUUUCAAAAGGAUAUCCAGAUCCGAAAGCUCACCUGGUCGUCCAAGACCAUAUGACAAAGCACACAGUCGUAUCAAAAAUUCAACAUCAAAAAGUGCUUCAAACAUAUAAGAGAGAAAUAGUCUAGAAUGAAGUUAAAAAUCGAAAACUUAGGCUUUUGCGUUCAUCCACUUCCAGGUCUGUGACGUUUGAUCAGAAUACAGAUCAUUUGGGUAUGGAAAUUUAAUCUGGUUUAAUAUUUUAAAUGAGUUUAUUUCCUAUAUUGUUGCUAAUAAUUUGACACAUUUUAUUACCAGUUGGAAUUUAAGAACUUUCUAUGUAACUUGUCAGCGCCUAUGCGUAGUUUUAAAAAGUUUGUCUAAUGUAUAAAAUAUUUUUGAAGUUUUUUCAGAUUUAAAAUGUUGGUUCAAAUGAAUGUUUAAAGAAAUUAUUCAAUUGACUCUAUUUUAUU
Molecule: messenger RNA, 4451 nt
Organism: Argiope bruennichi
Lineage: Eukaryota; Metazoa; Arthropoda; Arachnida; Araneae; Araneidae
Exons: 11
Coding region: 125-4111 (1328 amino acids)
Biological process (GO): signal transduction
Source: RefSeq, a predicted model, not a curated record